This is a messenger RNA of Pangasianodon hypophthalmus (striped catfish), 1306 nucleotides long. RefSeq names its product uroplakin 1a (gene upk1a). The transcript is spliced from 7 exons. Gene Ontology annotation, cellular component: membrane. Lineage: Eukaryota; Metazoa; Chordata; Actinopteri; Siluriformes; Pangasiidae. The record is from RefSeq and is a predicted model, not a curated record. Bases 88 to 843 code for a protein of 251 amino acids.
UCAAGUUUUCUUUAGCAGUAAGCUGUGACACAUAUCAUUUGAUUUUUUUUGGGCCACAGUGAGAAGACCUACGGAGACACUUCAGCCAUGGCAAAUGGAUGCAUCAUUGCUCUGAUGGUCAUUGUUGUUGUACUGAAUGUCUUUGCAGCGGCAGCAGGACUGGCGUUAUUUGCAUUAGCCAUUUGGGUGGCCGUAGAUCCAUAUAAACUGUACCCAAUAGCUGCCAUAUCAGGGAAGGAUGAUAUCUUUGCAGCAGCCUGGAUAGCCAUCUUCACUGGCUUUGCCUACUUCUGCACUGCCAUCUUUGGCAUCUACGCCACUCUGAAAAAGAAACGGUCACUCAUACUGACGUACCUGAUCCUCAUGUUCAUCAUCUUCAUAUUCGAAUGUGCGUCCUGCAUCACAGCGGUCACCAACAGAGACUACCUAGUUGGAAAUAGUAAUUUGGUGAAGAGCCAGAUGCUGAUGUACUACGCAGACAAAAGUGACCGAGGAAUGCAGAUCACUAAUACUUGGAACAAAGUAAUGCUAGAUGCUCAAUGCUGUGGGACAGACAGCCCACUGGACUGGGUAGAGUACAAUUCCACCUUCAUGCAGAUGUAUGGCACCUCAUACCCCUGGCCUCUCAGCUGCUGCCAACGCCAGAGCAGCUUUGAUCCUGCUGACCCAACUGGCUGCAAGCUUGGCCAGAACAGUGCAAUAUUCAGCAAGGGUUGUUUCACCUACAUCCAGUCUAUGUUAAAUCGUUAUACCUGGUCCGUGAGCUGGUAUGGCUUUUCCGUGCAAAUGUUUGUGUUUUUCCUUCUGCUGAUUGCCAUUGUGUACUUCAUAUUCCUGGAAUAACAUCAUUAAACAGAUUUUUCAACCAACAAUGCUAAUGUGGCUUACAAAGGAAGUCUAUCAGUGUAAUAAGUACCUGCUAGAUUUUGUUCAUUUAUAGCAUUCUUGGCUUUGGAACAAUGCCACAUAUGACCUCGCCAUUUCUGCCUCCUGCUACCAAGAUCUUCCUUCGAGGCAAACGUUGGUACCGAACUCUGAUUGCACAACAUUUACAGUUUUCUGUUUGCUUAGUGCUUGUAAUGUGUUUUGUGUUUGACUGGCAUGAUAGCGUCUUUGUUCCUUUUGAACUGUCAUGGGUUUUCAUUAUAGAUUUCAUUACAUUCUUUAAAAGAACACUCCAUUUCAGGGUUUUUCUCUUAUGACAAUUGUACAUUUACAGUAAUAUAUAUUUAUGCUAUGUUUUAAUCAGUUACAUGUGUGCAUAUGUGGACUGUUGUAAUUGUGUUAAUAAAAGCAAACUACUUCA